AUGGGCCCCAACCGGUUGCCCAACGGCUCCAGUGCGAGUACCAAAAGGCAACCAGACCUUCAUCUUGUCUCCGACGAAGACGCCGUCUACGAACAAGAUAUCCUUCGAGACCCCGGAAGCACAAAACCAUGGCUGGCAUACAUCGAGUUCAAGUUACACCAUGGCACAACCCAAGAGCAGGCAUUCGUCCUCGAACGAGCUUCUAUACAACUUCCUCGAUCCUACAAGCUCUGGAAGAUGUACCUUCAAUUCCGCACAAAGCAUGUCUCCAAGCUGAACGCAGCUCAGCACGCUGUCGAAUACCGGAAAGUGAACGCGCUCUUUGAACGCGCUCUCAUCCUUCUCAACAAGAUGCCAAGGAUAUGGGAACUCUACUUGAAGUUUCUGCUCAAGCAGCCCCUCGUAACCUUGACUCGACGAACAUUCGACCGUGCUCUGCGUGCCCUGCCCAUCACCCAGCACAACAGGAUAUGGGCGCUUUACAGACCCUUUGCCAAUUCCGCUUCAGGGCCCACGGCAGUCAAGAUCUGGAGGCGCUACAUGCAGGUCCAUCCCGAGGACGCCGAGGACUUCAUCGAGCUUUUGGUCCACGAGACAUUGUAUACCGAGGCUGUCAAGAACUACAUCGUCAUACUAAACAACCCACGCUUCAACAGCAAGCAGAAUAGAGGGCCCUACGAGUUGUGGAGUGAAAUGGUCGACCUGCUCGUUGACCAUGCUACCGAGAUCGAAACCGGAUACGAGACCGGUAUCGAUGCUGAGGCCAUCAUCCGCAGUGGCAUCGAUAGGUUCCCCGACCAGAGAGGUAAGCUGUUCUGCGGGCUAGCGACGUACUGGGUCAGAAGGGGCAGCUUCGAGCGCGCAAGAGAUAUAUUUGAGGAAGGAAUCACCACCGUCAUGACCGUCCGCGAUUUCACUCUCGUCUUUGAUACCUACGCCGAAUUCGAGGAGUCCAUCAUUGGGGCUUUGAUGGAGAUGGCUGCCAAGAGGACAGAGAGCGGCGGCGAGGACCAGGAUGCCGACUUCGACCUGGAUAUUCGGAUGAUGCGCUUCGAGCAGCUCAUGGACCGGCGGCCAUUCCUACUCAAUGAUGUCCUGUUGCGACAGAACCCCAACAAUGUGGCAGAGUGGGAGAAAAGGGUAGCACUCUGGGGAGACAACAAGCAAGAAGUCGUCCAGACGUACACAAACGCUAUUGCUGCCAUUCAACCCAAGAAGGCCGUUGGACCGUUCCAUCAAUUAUGGGCCAACUACGCCAAGUUCUACGAAAACGGGGGGGACCUACGAAACGCCAGGGUCAUCAUGGAAAAGGCAGUCAAGGUUCCGUUCAAGUCCGUAGCUGAGCUGGCUGACAUGUGGAUCGAAUGGGCCGAAAUGGAGCUCCGCAACGAAAACUUCGACGAGGCGGUCCGCAUCAUGGCCAAGGCCGUCCAGGCACCCAAGCGAUCAACAGUAGACUACUUUGACGAAGACCUUUCGCCUCAGCAAAGAGUGCACAAGAGCUGGAAGCUUUGGAGUUUCUACGUCGACCUUGUCGAAUCCGUCUCCUCACUUGAGGAGACGAAGAAGGUCUAUGAGCGUAUCUUCGAGCUGCGCAUCGCCACGCCACAGACCGUGGUCAACUACGCCAACCUUAUGGAGGAACACAAGUAUCACGAGGACUCAUUCAGGAUUUAUGAGCGUGGACUUGAUCUCUUCAGCUACCCGGUCGCCUUUGAGCUGUGGAACCUCUAUCUCACAAAAGCUGUUGACCGCAAGCUUGGUAUCGAGCGUUUGAGAGACUUGUUCGAGCAGGCCGUCGAGGAUUGCCCGCCCAAGUUCGCCAAGACACUUUAUCUGAUGUACGGCAACUUGGAGGAAGAACGUGGUCUGGCUCGGCAUGCAAUGCGCAUAUACGACAGGGCAACGCAAGCCGUUUCCGACGAGGACCGCGCCGACAUGUUCAAUUUCUAUAUUACAAAAUCAGCUUCCAACUUUGGUCUUCCUUCAACCCGCGGUAUCUACGAGCGCGCGAUUGCGGUCCUGCCUGACGAGGAAGCCAGGGAUAUGUGUCUCAAGUUCGCAGACAUGGAGAAGAGACUUGGUGAAAUUGACAGGGCGAGGGCAAUUUACGGCCAUGCCUCUCAGUUCUGCGACCCCAGGACCAACCCGGCCUUCUGGACCAAAUGGGAGCAAUUCGAAGUACAGCAUGGAAACGAGGACACGUAUCGCGAAAUGCUGCGUAUCAAGCGCUCUGUCCAGGCACAAUAUAACACCGACGUCAACUUUAUCGCCUCGCAAGCCAUCGCACGUAGCCAGGCCGCAAAGCAACAGGUCGCCAAUGGAGAGCUGGAUCAGGAGACCGCAGAUGCCAUGGAACAACUGGAGCGUCAGGCACGAGCGCCAGCGGGCUUUGUGGCAAGCAGCUCGGGUAUUGCGGGUUCGCUGACACAGGAGGAACCAAAGCAGGCGGUCAAUCCAGAUGCGAUUGACAUUGACGGCAUGGACGACGAAUGA
Truncatella angustata is the source of this 2496-nucleotide messenger RNA. RefSeq lists its product as uncharacterized. Gene Ontology annotation, cellular component: post-mRNA release spliceosomal complex; U2-type catalytic step 2 spliceosome; Prp19 complex. The record is from RefSeq and is a predicted model, not a curated record. Gene Ontology annotation, biological process: mRNA splicing, via spliceosome; generation of catalytic spliceosome for first transesterification step. Lineage: Eukaryota; Fungi; Ascomycota; Sordariomycetes; Amphisphaeriales; Sporocadaceae. The coding region runs from base 1 to 2496 and encodes 831 amino acids. The transcript has 3 exons. Gene Ontology annotation, molecular function: protein binding.